Messenger RNA from Tinamus guttatus (white-throated tinamou), 1281 nucleotides. NCBI's taxonomy places the organism in Eukaryota, Metazoa, Chordata, Aves, Tinamiformes, Tinamidae. The record is from RefSeq and is a predicted model, not a curated record.
GGCCGGCGGGCGCAGGCCCUGGGUGUGGAGGCGGGCGAGGUGGGGGCGCGUCGGCUGCGUCUGGUGGCGAAGGGUCGUCCGGCGAGCGUGGAGGUGAGCGGGGCGAGCGGGGCGCUGGUGGUGAGCUCGCGGCUGGACCGGGAGGAGCUGUGCGGCAAGAGCGCGCCGUGCACGCUGCGCCUGGAGGUGCUGGUGGAGCGGCCGCUGCGCGUCUUUCACGUGGAGCUGGAGGUCACCGACAUCAACGACAAUGCUCCGCGUUUUCCUGUUCCACUAAAAAACCUCAGUGUCACGGAAUUAACAACGCUUCCUGGCUCGCGUUUCCCUUUGGAGGGCGCGUCGGACGCGGAUAUCGGAGCGAACGCGCAGCUCUCCUACAAACUCAGCCCCAGCGAGCAUUUUACUCUAGAAGUAAAAACCGUAGAUGAAACCAGGAAAUCGUUGUUUCUGGUGCUGUCGAAGACGCUGGACCGCGAAGCGGUGGCUGAGCACCGUUUGCUGCUGACGGCGAGUGACGGAGGCAGACCGUCAUUGUCGGGCACGAUGGAGCUGGUGAUCUCGGUGCUGGAUGUGAAUGACAACGCCCCCAAGUUCAAUCAGUCAGUCUAUAAAGUGCGGUUGACAGAGAACACCCCAGAGGCGACACCGGUUGUGCGCAUUAACGCCACGGAUCCGGACGAGGGGAUUAAUGGUCAAGUGUCGUAUGCAGUGAGCAGUGUAAUCCCUGCUACUGGGACAGACCUGUUCGUAAUAGACCCAAGGACAGGGGAGAUGAGGUUGAAGGGGCCCCUGGAUUAUGAAGAUGUUCGUGUUUACGAGAUACAAGUGGAAGCUAAAGACAAGGGACACGCUCCGCUGACCGGACAUUGCAGCGUGGAGUUGGAGGUGUUGGACGUGAACGACAACGCGCCGGAGGUGUGGGUGACGUCGCUGUCGGUGCCGGUGGCCGAGGACGCGCCGCUGGGGACGGUGGUGGCGCUGCUGAGCGUGUCGGUACGAACUGGUGGCUGGUGGUGGCCAUCUGCGCGGUGUCGAGCGUGUUCCUGCUGGCCGUGGUGCUGUACGCGGCGUCGCGGUGGUCGCCGCGGGCGUCCGUGCUGUCGGGGCCCGGUCCGACGACGCUGGUGUGCGCCAGCGAAGUGGGGAGCUGGUCGUACUCGCAGCGCCAGAGCCGGAGCGUGUGCGUGGCGGAGGGCGCGGGCAAGAGCGACCUCAUGGUUUUCAGCCCCAACUUUCCCCUUCCGGCAGAAAAUGGUUUUGUUGGGAAGGAGGCGUUGCUGA